Messenger RNA from Oryzias latipes (Japanese medaka), 2767 nucleotides. NCBI's taxonomy places the organism in Eukaryota, Metazoa, Chordata, Actinopteri, Beloniformes, Adrianichthyidae. The record is from RefSeq and is a predicted model, not a curated record.
UCCAAUCAUUUAUCAGAAGCAGACUCAUUGUCUGUUGUCUAAAUAUAGUAUCCAUUGUGUCUAUCUGGUGUCAACGGCUGUUUUGGGUUUCCUUUUUUUAUGAAGCAUGGCUAUAAGAGGCAGUGUCUGAGUGUGUGCAUGACUUCUGACAACAGUAGUGGUAGCGUGUUGUGUCUGCACCAGCAGCAGAACAAGGAUAAUGGGCUUUCCUAAUCUCCUUUUAGUGUGGUCCCUUAGCCACGACCUUUAUACAUCUGGGGGAGCACAUUACAAUCAAGAGAACUCCUGGAAGAACCGGAACCUCUCAUCUGUUCCUCCAGAUUUGGGCGGGGACCUCAGAGAACUCGACCUGUCCAGUAACUUUAUCAGGCAGCUGCACACUCUUGCUCUGCCAUAUUUGGAGCAGCUGGACCUGAGCAGCAACCAGCUGGAUCUCAUCUCAGAGGAAGCUUUUGAAAAGCUGGCUCGGCUUGAACACUUGAAUUUGUCCAGAAAUGAGCUAAACAUCAAUCUCGACAGUAACAGCAAAGCCCUCCAAUCCCUCGGUAGGCUCAAGAGCUUGGAUAUAUCAAUGAACGGUUUAAGUAAUCAUGCAGCAGAACUGUACCUAAGAAACAAAUCUGCUCUUCAUCAACUUAAAAUGACUGGUAAUGCCUUAAUAAGACUUUCACACAGUUUGUUCAGAGAGAGUAAAGGUUUACAGAUAAUUACAAUCGAUAAAAAUCUGAUAUCGGAGAUUGCUCCAGGGACAUUUGAACCCCUGAUGCAUUUAGAAAUGCUGAACUUGGCCAAAAACAAUCUGGAGCAUAUCUGUGAUUUCAAAUUGCAUCAAGUUAAAUAUUUAAAUCUCAGCAAAAACUCACUGGAGUUCUUUUUCACAAGUGAAGAUGAUCAUUUGUACAGCCUUGAAAUUCUGGACUUGAGUUACAACAAACUUCUCUACUUUCCAAUUGUUCCAAAGCUGAACCGUCUAAGGUAUUUGCACUUACAAAAUAAUCUGCUUGGCACCUUAAAUUCUGAAGCUACAAUGGUUUCAGAAGCCAACUCACUUUAUAACCAGAUUGUCGGAGAGGAAAGAGUUUUGAGAAAUAGAUUACAUUCAAACUGGAGGCUAAUGCCACUGAUCUACAUUGACCUGAGCUAUAACCAUUUCAGGGCCUUCCCCCUUGAGACUCUUAGCCUCCUUUCAUCUUUAAAAACAAUGAAUUUCAGCUUUAAUUGUCUACAAAAUAUUAGCUGGAAAAUUAGACAUUACAGCUCAUCGGGAAACACGAGGCAGCUUUUUUUCCCUUCUUUAAAGCAUCUUAACCUGCAAAGCAACGGGCUUGUGCACAUUUCUCCUCUCUUUUUUAAAGCACUCACACAGAUCAGAACAUUAAACCUGGAGGACAAUUUAGUGAAGCUUUGCACUGCAACUGACAAUAUGACAAGCUUUUACUCCACGCAGAACGCAUCGUGUGUUGCAUUCGAGCAUCUGACGACUCUCAAACACCUCAAUCUUAAAGAGAACAACAUGGAGAUGCUAAAGCCAAACACAUUUCUGAGAAACCCAUUGGUUUCUCUCAAUCUUGCAAAAAACCAACACAUGGUUUUGCAUGAAGGGGCUUUGGAAGGGGCUCAAACCACCCUUCAGUCUUUGAUACUUAGCGAGAUAAACAUGAGCAGCUCCGGUCUUUCUUUGCCUUGUAUGCCAGCGCUAACCCACAUAAAUAUCUCUAACAACCGUUUCAAUGAGAUACCUCUCAGUUUAGCUUGCUCUCCACUUAAAUCAAUCGAUAUAAGCAACAAUGCUUUUUUGACGUUAAACCACUCUUUAAUUCGCAUUUUAUCCAAACGUCUCUUGUUAAUGUUUAUUGCAGGGAAUCCCUUUCAUUGUUGUGACAGCACAUGGUUGAAGAAUUUAAAUGAGACGACUGAACUACCAGAUAUUAAUGAGACAAAAUGCUACACAAAUAUUAAAAACGUAAUGAUACGAGAAUAUCUAAAGAGUCCUUCGCUUUAUUGUCUAGAUAAAGACUCAGAAAAGGUUCAUCUCGGACAAAUGGUAAUAAUCGUGUUAUUUAUAGUUGUAUUAUCAGCAACACUUAUUGUUUUCAUUAGAAAGCUGUGUUGCUUAAAAAUAUCUUUUAUGGAGUGACAUGCAAACCACCUUUGAUUAGUUUUGAAUUAUGUAUCUACAUUGUGGAGGCAGUCAACAGGAGACAAAAAAUAAAAGUAAUCCAGUCUUUUCUAAAAAGGGGGCUUUACAGCUGGAAAAACAAGUCUCUCGUUGACAGAAUGCAGCAAAAAUUCCAUGAGGCAUUUGGAUGAUAAUUCUCAUAUUCCCACAUGGUGCUCAAGUUUUCUGUAAUGUCUUCACCACACAUCUUAACAAGGUUCCUCACUUAGCGUGACCUAGUCCGUCCAAGUAUUGUGACUGAAAAUGACAUAAUUUGCUCUCAAAACUGUUUGGUUACAGUGCCCGCCACAUUAGUGGUCAGAUGAUGAACUCCUGCCCAUCCUUUUGUGAAACAUGUUUCUUUGCGGCUAAAAGUUUAACAUUGGUUGGCAUUUUUGUGACGUCUGUAAACUAUAUUACACAAUAUUUCCAGAAUCGGGGUUAAACUCAUAAACAAUGAAGUUCUGUGAGAACAACACAAAAAAAGACAAUUCAAGGGUUUGUGUAUAUGUUGAUAUGUCUUUAAACAAAUGUUAAUUAAUUAAAGUUUCCACAUGGUUGCCACAGAACGGUGGCAACAAUUAUGCUGUAAAUAAUAAACAUCUACCC